AUGAAAUUUUCCACUGAGUCAGAUAGAUGUUUCCAGAUACAUGUACUUGAAAAUGUAGACCAAGAUACAUUUUUGUUGUACAACUCGUCAGAUGCAUAUGAAGCAUGUAUCGCACAUUCCCAAUCUACUCACUCUUAUUCUUUUGAGAUUGAGACAAGUGCGAAAUUUUUGGAAACUAACCCACCAUACACAUGGAAACGUCAGUUUGAGAAAUUAGUUACUGGUCCUACAAGGCCACUACCAUCUGUUCAACAGCCUCCGAAGUUGGAGCUUAAGCAACUACCUCCUCAUCUUCGUUAUGUUUAUUUGGGGGAUUCUUCUACACUUCUGGUGAUUAUUUCGAGCUUAGUUAGUGAGGUGGAGAAAGAGAGAGUACUACAGAUUCUCAUGGAGGAGAAGUUUAAACCCUGUAUAGAUGGUCAAAGAAGACUAAACCGAAACAUGAAGGAGGUGGUUCGGGCUGAAGUACUGAAACUCAUAGACGUCGGAACCAUUUACCCGAUAUCAGGCAAUGCAUGGAUUAGUCAAGUCCAGGUUGUGCCUAAAAAGGGUGGUAUUACUGUGGUGCAGAACGAGAAGAAUUAA
Fraxinus pennsylvanica is the source of this 585-nucleotide messenger RNA. The record is from the annotation of a GenBank genome assembly. Lineage: Eukaryota; Viridiplantae; Streptophyta; Magnoliopsida; Lamiales; Oleaceae.